Phodopus roborovskii (desert hamster) is the source of this 2415-nucleotide messenger RNA. It is a transcript of the gene Gtpbp10, whose product is annotated as GTP binding protein 10. Bases 103 to 1212 code for a protein of 369 amino acids. The record is from RefSeq and is a predicted model, not a curated record. The transcript has 10 exons. NCBI's taxonomy places the organism in Eukaryota, Metazoa, Chordata, Mammalia, Rodentia, Cricetidae. Gene Ontology annotation, cellular component: mitochondrion. Gene Ontology annotation, molecular function: magnesium ion binding; GTP binding; GTPase activity.
CGCUGCGGAGUCGCCUCGGCGCCCAGCAGUGACGUCAGGGGCGCGCCCAGCCAGCAAAGUUCGUGCGGGUUCGGCGGGAGGGCGUCCUGCGGGUUCGCGCUCAUGGUGCGCUGCGGCUGCGCGUGGUGGAGAAAGUAUGGAAAUUUCAUUGAUAACUUAAGACUCUUCACCAAGGGAGGAAGUGGUGGAAUGGGUUACCCUCGUUUAGGUGGAGAAGGUGGAAGAGGUGGCGAUGUCUGGGUUGUAGCCCAUAAGAAUAUGACUUUAAAACAACUUAAGAACAAAUAUCCUCAGAAACGAUUUGUGGCUGGAGUAGGAGCAAACAGUAGAGUUAGUGCAUUGAAGGGCUCCAAAGGAAAAGACUGUGAAAUCCCUGUGCCUGUGGGUAUUUCAGUAACUGAUGAAAAUGGUAAAGUUAUAGGAGAACUCAAUAAAGAAGAAGAUAGAAUUCUAGUUGCUAAAGGUGGCCUUGGUGGUAAAUUACAUACAAAUUUCUUACCUUUGAAAGGCCAAAAGCAAAUAAUUCACCUUGACCUAAAAGUUAUAGCUGAUGUAGGCCUAGUAGGAUUCCCAAAUGCUGGAAAAUCCUCUUUACUAAGUCGGGUGUCCCAUGCAACGCCUAUGAUUGCAGAUUAUGCAUUUACAACACUAAAGCCUGAACUUGGAAAGAUUAUGUACAAUGACUUUAAACAGAUUUCAGUAGCCGAUCUCCCAGGUUUGAUAGAAGGAGCACAUAUGAACAAAGGAAUGGGUCACAAAUUCCUCAAGCAUUUAGAGAGAACCAGACAACUGCUUUUUGUUGUUGAUAUUUCUGGAUUUCGGCUUUCUUCUGUAACUCCAUACAGAACUGCCUUUGAAACUAUAAUUCUUCUUACAAAAGAGCUGGAGUUAUACAAAGAGGAACUGAAGACGAAACCUGCACUCUUGGCAGUUAAUAAGAUGGACUUGCCAGGAGCCCCAGUUAAACUUGAGCAGCUGAUGGAGCAGCUCCGGCACCCUGCAGAUUUUCUGCAUUUAUUUGAAAAAAGCAUGCUUCCAGAGAAGGCUGUGGAGUUCCAACAUAUCAUCCCCAUCUCAGCAGUUACUGGGGAAGGGAUUGAAGAGUUGAAGAGCUGUGUAAGAAAGUCACUGGAUGAGCAGGACAGCAAAGACAACAAUGCAUAUCAUAGGAAACAGUUGCUUAAUUUGCAGAUUUCCAAUGCAGUGUCUUAGAGAGAGCCAUAUCCAAGUGUGCUGUUACCGCUGCCAGAAGGACAACAUUUAAAUCUAGCAUAAUGUAUUGGUGGGUACUGUUUUUUUUAACAAAGAAGGAAAUCAUGUUAUUUGAAACACAUAUGAGCCUGGAAUGCAUUAUGUUCAAAAAAGCCAGGCAGGCACAGCAAGACAAAUAUCACACGAUCGUAUCUUACAUGUGUAAUAUCCCCCUCGCCCCCCAGACAGUGUUUCUCUGUAUUGCUUUGGAGCCUGUCCUGGAACUAGCUCUGUAGACCAGGCUGGCCUCAAACUGAAGAGAUCCGCCUGCCUCUGUGUCUUGAGUGCUGGGAUUAAAGGCAUUCACCACCAAUGCCCUGCUACAUGUGGAAUCUUUAAAAAAAAAAAAAAAAAAACUGAACAAGUAGAAAAAAAGUGAUUAUUAAGGAUGGGGAGAUAAAGGGUUAAGAGAUGUUGCUCAAAAGAUAACAAAGUUUCAAUUAAACUCUGCAGAUCUGUUGUAUAGCUGGUUGUUUAUAGUUAGAACAGUUUAUCGUAUUUUGAAAACUUUAAGAAAAUAGAUUUUAAGUAUUCUGACCACAAAGAAAAAAUUGAGAAAAAUAUAUUUUAAAUUAGCUUGAUUCUGUAUUUCAAAACACUGUGUAUGUUAGAGAUACAUGUGUAGUUUUUAUGUGUCAAGUAAAAAUGAUACUGUAGUCAUAAUAAUUUGAAAGCUUUUCCACAUUUUUAAGAUAAUCUUUACCUGUAGGUUUUCUGAUACAGGUGUCAUCAUUUAGAAAGAGAAAUUUUCCUCUUCCUCCUCUUCUGGUAUUAGCUCAGCAAAGCAAUUUCUUGCUGCAAAAAGUAUACACAGGACCGAAACUGGGCUAGCAUGCACACCGAGACCUGUUGUGGGUGGUGACUGGAUCUCUUCCUGUUGGUGGAAGCUCAACUUCAUGGUCUGACUAAUGUCUAAUUGGUUCAAAGGGGACGGUUCAGAAAACACCAGUCCUCACUGGCUAAACACCUUAGAUUUUAAAGUUUCUCAUGACUACCUUGUCUUUAUUACAUUAUUUUUUAUUUUUUUUCCAAACUUCAGUGUUGGCCAUUUGAAGUUUCUAGGAAGAAUAAAUGAUUCAUAUGAUUGGUGGGUGAGCCUACCUUCCAGGAAGAUACAUUUUCUUAAUUCCUAAUUAAAGUAUUUAAACAAUACUUAAAAAUAGA